Molecule: messenger RNA, 980 nt
Organism: Paraglomus occultum
Lineage: Eukaryota; Fungi; Glomeromycota; Glomeromycetes; Paraglomerales; Paraglomeraceae
Source: the annotation of a GenBank genome assembly
AUGGCUGCCGCUAUUUCAGACAAAAAUGCCUUUCAAAGGGCUCUCAGGUCGGCCAGACACAUUGUUGUGCUUGCUGGAGCUGGUUUAAGUGCUGCUCUUCCUGACUCUCAUCAACUUUAUCCGCUUCCCUCUCCUUUUUUAUAUCUUACAUUCUUCGUUAUGGCCCAUUUCUCCAAUGCGUCACCCAAACUUUACGUAUCAUCACCACCAUACUAUUCGCGUAGAGUCGGGGGUGCCGGUGAGGGCGGACUUUGGCGCACACACGAUGCCAUGAGUUUGGCCACGCCCCGGGCAUUUAGAGCUAAUCCAAGUCGCGUCUGGCAGUUUUAUCACUACCGCCGCGAGUUGGUCUUGACAAGAGAACCGAAUCGUGCACAUAAAGCACUAGUGGCAUUCGAACAGAAAAUUCUCUCACAAGCCAAUUCGCAGUCUUCUGAUACUCCGGCUCAAACCUUUGCCCUCAUUACCCAAAACAUCGAUGGCCUUUCGGCUGGCGUUCAAAACCUCAUUGAAAUGCACGGUAUGCUGUUCAAAAAUCGAUGCACGAUCUGUGGAGACGUUCGCGAAAAUCGCGACUCUCCCAUCGUGCCAGCGUUGGCAGGUACAGAGAAUGAGGAAGCGGAGAGAGAGAUCGCGUUAGAAGACCUGCCCAAGUGUGGAGAGUGUGGUGGAUUGCUUAGACCGCAUGUCGUCUGGUUUGAAGAAAGCCUGGAAACGAGCGUGUUGGCUAGAAUCCAACAGGAACUGCUUAGGUGUGAUCUGCUUAUGAUUGUCGGAACGUCAGGGCUCGUGUACCCAGCAGCGGGAUUUCGCCAUGCUGUGAAGAUGCGAAAUCCUCAAACUGUAGUCGCCAACUUCAACAUAGUGCCGAUGGAGAGGGUCGAUGAGUCUUUGGAGACUGGAAUAGACUUUGAAUUUAUAGGCCCGUGUGGACAAACCCUACCCGAAGCCCUCGAUGUCGAAGAAGAAGUCAACAGAAU